AUGGUUUCAUUCCGUUUGCACGACCAAUUAGGAGAACAACAGUCGUUCCUUUCCGUUGGCAAACGGAAAUACGUGAGAGGUACCAGGUUCGAAGAAAGCGUUCGAGCUGAUGGUAAGAUAGUCGCCGUGACAGGAGCGAACUCCGGUAUCGGUCAAGCCAUCACGGCUGAGCUUAAUCGACGAGGUGCGACCGUUUAUAUGCUAAUCCGUGACAAACAGCGGGGGAUGGAAUCCAUAAACAGGCUUGAGAAGGAAGGAUGCGACCCGAAGAGGCUAAUUCUUCGGCAUAUGGAUUUGGCUCUUCUCAGCUCAGUGAGGAGUUUUGCAGAAGAGUUCAGCAAAGAGGUUCCUCAUCUCGACAUCCUCAUUUGUAACGCUGGAGUUCUGCGGCUCCCUAAGUUCGCAAAAACCGUUGAUGGAUUCGAGAAAACAUGGCAGUGCAAUUACUUAGGUCAUUUCCUGCUCACCCAAUUGCUGUUGCCCUUGAUUUCUAAGUCGUGCGAUGGUCGAGUCAUCAAUAUCUCAUCUAUUAUGUACGAAUACGCUGAUAGCGUUAGUCUCGAUGUGGUGAACGAUCCUGACCGUUACGGUGGCAUGAUGGCUUACUGUAGAAGUAAAAUGGCACAGGUGAUGUACACGUGGUAUCUUGCUAGGCUUCUGGAAGAAAAACGCCUGCCGGUAACAGUCACAGUAUGCCAUCCAGGAAGUGUCGAUACCAACAUUCUCAAAGAAUCCGGGUUUCAAUGGGUCCAACGGGUUUACGGUAGGGCCUACCCCAAAUACUUGCCGUUGAUGUGGUUUGUUGCUGAAAAACAAAGGACGAUGGCGCCAAGUGCCUCUGUGGUGCUAGCCCUGAUGAGAAGAUACAACAAAUUAACGGACGCUUACUUCAGGGAGCUCAAUAUUCGUUUAUUGUAUAAGGUUUGGUGCAGUAGAGAGCAGGAUUUCGCUGUCCAUAAACCCGUAGGCAAAUGCUGGAAGGAGGAGUCAUGCAAGAAGCUGUUCGAGGAAUCAUUCGAAGCGGUGAAGGCUCCUUCACUCUGA
Molecule: messenger RNA, 1044 nt
Organism: Ostertagia ostertagi
Lineage: Eukaryota; Metazoa; Nematoda; Chromadorea; Rhabditida; Trichostrongylidae
Source: the annotation of a GenBank genome assembly